This is a messenger RNA of Etheostoma spectabile (orangethroat darter), 2798 nucleotides long. RefSeq names its product putative pyruvate dehydrogenase phosphatase isoenzyme 2 (gene pdp2). The record is from RefSeq and is a predicted model, not a curated record. The transcript is spliced from 9 exons. Gene Ontology annotation, cellular component: mitochondrion. Bases 154 to 1773 code for a protein of 539 amino acids. NCBI's taxonomy places the organism in Eukaryota, Metazoa, Chordata, Actinopteri, Perciformes, Percidae. Gene Ontology annotation, molecular function: cation binding; [pyruvate dehydrogenase (acetyl-transferring)]-phosphatase activity. Gene Ontology annotation, biological process: protein dephosphorylation.
AUACAAACAAUGUGACGCAACUUGCUUGCAUGUAGUUAGACUGCUAAAAAGCAGCAGAAGAAGACAUCGAUUCAUUCGUAUUUUUACCGAGUUUACAUUGGGGUGAAUACGUUGCACUACACCCUACCAACAGCGGUGCAUUAUUAGCUAAAGAUGUCUGGACGUGUGUGCGCCAGCAUCCUUCAAAGAGCUUCAAGCUACACUUCGACACUUUCUUGUACUGCCCCAUUCCAGUACACCCACUCCGUAGGAUUUCCCUCAUCUCAACCUCCAGCAGCCCGUCAGUGUCACUUCUCAUCCUGGGGUAACGGUACCUCCAGAUCAGGGUCGUGCUUUACUAGCGACGAGUCCGGAAGUCGGUCCCAAAGUGGGCGGCACCUCUCAACUCAUCAGAACCUCGACUUCCAGCUCAGUCAGGUCCAAAUCAACAGUAUUCUGCGAUCUAAUGAGCAGACAGUGAGUGUGCCAGAGUUUGAUGGCAGGGUACUCAGUGCUGUGAAAAAGUUUGAGAGCAACCAGUUGGCUGCUAACACACCUAACGAAGAUCGUCGUAGUGCAGCCACCUGCUUACAGUCAAAGGGCAUGCUCUUUGGAGUAUUUGAUGGCCAUGGGGGCUGGGCAUGUGCCCAGGCUGUCAGUGAGCGUCUGUUGUACUACACUGCAGUUGCAAUGAUGUCAGAGCAGAUCCUGGAGGAGCUUGAGAAAUGCAUGGAGCAUGGCAGAGCUGUUCCUCCCAUCUUGCAGUGGUACAAACACCAUACAGACUUUAACUGUCGUGAAUCUGCUUCCCUCUACAUUGACCACCUGAGAGUCUUCUGGCAAGAAUUACUGGACAGUGAGGAACAUGGAGAAGGCAUGGGUCCUCUGGAUGCUCUGGAUUGUUCUUUUAAACGGCUCGACGCUGACAUCUCCUUGGAGGCUCAAGUUCCCUUUUCCAAUGAUCUGAUGAGAAGCACAGCCAUCCAGGUUGCAUUUGCUGGUUGCACUGCCUGUGUGGCUCACGUUGGCACAGACAGGAUCCACGUGGCGAAUUCCGGUGACUGCCGAGCAGUUUUGGGGGUACUGAAGGAGGACGGUUCAUGGAGCGCUUUGCCCCUUUCCCAAGACCACAACUCACAGAACCAUGCUGAGAUGGAGCGGAUCAAGGCCCAGCACCCGCCCUCAGAGAGAGACACAGUGGUCACAGAUGACCGACUGCUCGGGGUUCUGAUGCCCCUCCGUGCGUUUGGUGACGUAAGAUUCAAGUGGAGCCUUGAGUUGCAGCAGAGCAUUUUAGCCUGCCUGGAACCUGGAGUCGACUUGGACUCUCUCAACCUGUACCACUACACUCCACCUAACUACCUAACUCCACCCUAUCUGGAUGUGGCACCCGACAUAACCUGUCACAAGCUGAGACCUCAGGACCGCUUCCUGAUCCUCGGCACUGACGGGCUGUGGGAUGAACUAGGGAACGAGGAGGCUGUACGACUUGUCGGAGAGCACCUUAGUGGGAUUCACCUACAGGCUCCCGUUUCUCCAUCUGAGAGGCAGAUGAAAUUGGGUCAGAUGCAUGAACUCUUGCUGAAACGCCAGGCCCGUGCCUCCCCCGCUUUAGAUACCAAUGCUGCUACACACCUCAUCAGACACGCUCUGGGCACUGGGGAGUAUGGAGAACUGUGCCACGAGAGGCUGGCCUCUAUGCUCACUUUGCCAGAGGACCUAGCUAGAAUGUACAGGGACGAUAUCACAGCAACUGUGGUGUAUCUGAACUCUGACCUGGCCAGACACAGCUAACAGAAGUUUUUUUGUAUUUUUUUAUAUUGCUAGACUGUUCAUGUCAUAGUCAACAUUUCCUCCAGACUGUCAUUUUCUGGAUAUUUUGGGACAAAAAGGAUGAUCAUUACAACCUGUUGCAUUCAAAGGUUUAAAGAUAUUUGUAACUGUUAACAAAUAUUUUUAAAUGAAUGGGCAGUUUUCAGUGUUGUAUUAUGUAGUGCAGGUACAAGUAAAGAACCGCUGUCCCACUGUUCCUCAGUUUAUUCAUGGUGGACAUUUUAUAUAUAUAUCACCUGAGUCACGUGUCAAAAGUGGAAAUGUUGGCAGUAAUCCCAACGCUACAGAAUAAUGCUGACACUCCUUUUGUUCCUGUCUAAAUUUUUGUUUCUAUUUCUCUUGCACAGUUGGCUCUAGAACAGCGCGGGCAAUGGGCCACUACUGAGUCCCGCGCUUCUAAUUUUUGUCCACAUGUACCCUUACCUUUAAUUAGUCCUUAAUAGGCUGAUGUCACUGAUAUCACAUAUAUAGUGUCUAUGGCAGUUUGUUCCAUAAUAGGCUAUAUAUCAUGAUUUAUUUGGAGAAACCAAGCAAUUCUAUGUAAAAUAAGACAUUCAGCACCCCAUAUAGGCUGAAUGGAAUGAUCCUUUGUUCCACAACCAUAUUUUCAGACAAUGCGUCAAUUUGAGUGUAAGAUUGGCAGUCAAAUCAGGCUCCUUAGAUCGAAUUGUUGAAUAUUCAACUAUACAGGGCCACUCUUACAAUACUGUGUGUGUGUGCGUGUGUGUGCGCGCGCGUGUGUGUGUUCAAGAUGUAUGUGAUGUCAUGUCAUGCAACUGCUGAAUUAGGGUACUGGCACUUUGUUUAGACCAAUUCAGGCACUGCUCUAUGACUUUAUUUUUCCAACUACUUGGCUGUUUAGCUGCGUGUAAGCUGGGAAGCAUAGUUUUAAUGUUGUGUAAAUUUACGGUCUUCAGUGUUGUUAGAUGUAUAUAAGUUGACACUCCACUCAACAGUGCAUAGGCUUCAUAUUAAACAAUUGUUAA